UCUCUCAUCUCAUGACUACUGAUGACUCAUGACAUGGAAAUUUGAGAUUGUCGGGUUCACUCCUCUUCACACUACUAACUUUUUUCCAUCUUCUCUCUCACUCCUCUUACUGUGCGCACUCCUUGCUCUCCGUGCACCGGUGGCGCAUCCUCCUAUCCUGCGCCCAUCAACCCUAAAUUUCGCCGCCGCUAAUUUCGAGAUCUCCGCCGACGCAAAUUCUCCGAUGUCGAAGUCGCGAGUUUACGCCGACGUUAAUGUUCUCCGACCUCGGGAGUACUGGGAUUACGAAGCUCUCACUGUUCAAUGGGGUGAUCAAGAUGACUAUGAAGUCGUGCGGAAGAUUGGAAGGGGGAAAUACAGUGAAGUUUUUGAAGGAUUAAACGUCAAUAGUAAUGAACGAUGCGUUAUCAAGAUCCUGAAACCUGUGAAGAAGAAAAAGAUCAAAAGAGAGAUAAAAAUCCUUCAGAACCUAUGUGGGGGACCAAACGUCAUAAAGCUGCUUGAUAUCGUCAGGGAUCAGCACUCCAAAACACCAAGCUUAGUUUUUGAGUUUGUCAACAGUACAGAUUUCAAAGUUCUGUAUCCAACGUUAUCUGAUUAUGACAUACGUUAUUACAUCUAUGAGCUUCUGAAGGCCUUAGAUUUCUGCCAUUCACAAGGGAUAAUGCACCGAGAUGUCAAGCCUCAUAAUGUAAUGAUAGACCAUGAAUUGAGGAAACUCCGGUUAAUAGAUUGGGGUCUGGCAGAGUUCUACCAUCCAGGGAAGGAAUACAAUGUUCGUGUGGCUUCGAGAUACUUUAAGGGGCCGGAACUUCUUGUUGAUUUACAAGACUAUGACUAUUCCUUGGACAUGUGGAGCCUUGGUUGCAUGUUUGCUGGGAUGAUUUUCCGGAAAGAACCAUUCUUCUAUGGUCAUGACAACCAUGAUCAGCUUGUUAAAAUUGCUAAGGUACUUGGAACAGAUGAACUGAAUGCUUAUUUGAACAAGUAUCAUUUGGAGCUUGAUCCUCAACUUGAUGCUCUUGUUGGAAGGCACAGCAGGAAGCCAUGGUCAAGAUUUGUUAAUCCGGAUAAUCAGCAUUUAGUUUCCCCUGAGGCUAUUGACUUUCUUGAUAAGCUUCUUCGCUAUGACCACCAGGAUAGGCUUACUGCAAAAGAAGCAAUGGCACAUCCUUAUUUCUCUCAAGUUAGAGCUGCAGAGAGUAGCAGAAUGCGGACACAAUAGCUCGUCACUCUAAUACAUACUUGAGAAUGAUGAUUUCCGUUGUAGAGUGUUUCAUGUUAAGUCAUUGACUGUGUUCCCGUCUUAAACAUUGCAGCUACUUGCAGCGUCAGGUAGACAGCUUUGAUUGCGCGGGGAAAUUUUAUGUAAAAUGCAUGAUUACUAGUCUUUCUAAAACUGCAAAUCUGCAAUGCUACAAACUAUUGUACUGCUAUUUUAAUUGUUGAAGCCCUCUGUACAUCUCCAACAUUGGUUGUCACUUAAUAUAGUUUGCUAAUAGCA
Beta vulgaris subsp. vulgaris (sugar beet) is the source of this 1504-nucleotide messenger RNA. Its product is annotated as casein kinase II subunit alpha-2. The record is from RefSeq and is a predicted model, not a curated record. Gene Ontology annotation, biological process: protein phosphorylation. Gene Ontology annotation, molecular function: ATP binding; protein serine/threonine kinase activity. Gene Ontology annotation, cellular component: protein kinase CK2 complex; nucleus; cytosol. The coding region runs from base 29 to 1225 and encodes 398 amino acids. Lineage: Eukaryota; Viridiplantae; Streptophyta; Magnoliopsida; Caryophyllales; Amaranthaceae. The transcript is spliced from 10 exons.